Camellia sinensis is the source of this 2354-nucleotide messenger RNA. RefSeq names its product dicer-like protein (DUF936). The record is from RefSeq and is a predicted model, not a curated record. NCBI's taxonomy places the organism in Eukaryota, Viridiplantae, Streptophyta, Magnoliopsida, Ericales, Theaceae.
CAUAACAGAAGCUCCUCCUCUUCCUCUUCUCUCUCACCACACACACACUCACACACUUCUAACCAUGACAAUCUCGUAGAACACAGUUGCUAAGAAUUCAAAUUUCUCUUGAGAUUUUACCCCUUUGACUCUUUGAUCCAAUCUUUACUUAUCUUUCUUGAUAUUGUAGUUGUUUGGAGUUGAAAUUCAUAAGCUUUUUAAGCUCUUACUGUUCUGGGUUUCUUUUUACUUUAUCCCAUUUCACAUCGAAUCUUGAUUGAAUUUCUUGAUUUCAUACCUCAAUUUGAGGGAUUUUUUCUUUUCUGAUACUGUCAUUAUCACUCAAUUGUUUCUGGGUUUAACUCAAAACCGGCCAUGGCAACAUUAGCCCCUGGAGUUCUGCUGAAGCUUCUCAAUGGAAUGCAUACAGGGGUCAAACCCACGAGUGAGCACCGGAGCUCGCUUGUGCAGGUGACCGACAUUGUCCCCGCCGAUCUUGAUGAGAAGAAUCUAUGGCCGAAACAUGGGUUCUACGUUAAAGUAUCCGAUUCAUCGCAUUCGAUCUAUGUUAGCUUACCAUUUGAACAAGAUGAUCUUGUUCUCAGUAACAAAAUGCAGCUUGGACAGUUCAUCUACGUCGACAGAUUGGAGCCCGGAUCCCCUGUUCCUGUUGUAAAAGGCGCAAAACCGCUUCCUGGACGACACCCAUUAGUUGGCACGCCAGAACCAUUGAUGGGUUUGAGAGAAAAGGGAGAGAAAAGUGAGCAAAAGGGCAAUUCAAGGCUCUCAUCAGCGACAAGAAGAGGUUCUUGGGGAACAGGAACAGGGCAGAGUGGAACAGAGUCCUCUGUUUCAACACCCCUGCCUUUAAAGUCUGGUCCUUUGGAUUUUGAGCAAUGUACACCGGUAAAAGAGAGGCCUAGAAUCGGGAGUAAUUUUGCGAUGAUGUCUCCAAUGAUAAGAGGGAGAUCCGGAAAGGAUGGCAGCUCAAGCGGAGUUAGGGCUGGUGGUGGACUUCUGUCUAAAAUGGUGGAUUCAAAGGGAGAGAAAGACAGUCCUGCUUUGGUUAGGAAAAGCUGCGUCACGCCAUCAAUGUCAAAGUUUCCGAGGAGCAAGAGUGUCUGUGAAAGAGAGCCAAGGAUCCCUAGAAGUCCCUUCAACACAGCUGAGAAGAAAAGCUCGACUCCACCACCGAGUUUGCGGAAUGCAAGAGUGGCAAUUUCUCUCAACAUGGGUGGAGAUGCACAGAAUUCAUCAAACUCAAGGGUGACUUCACAAUCAGAGUCGUCCCAAUCUGCUAGUUUGCCCUCCAAUGACAACAACACUAGUCUGGCCCUGAAUUUACCCGGAAAACUAAGCAUUCUGGGCAAGGAAGCUGUGCAGCAGAGGGAAACAGCACAAAAGAUUGCCCUUCAAGCACUGAGAGAUGCUUCAGCAACUGAAACCCUAGUUCGGUCUCUCAAGAUGUUUUCAAACUUAACAAAAUCUGCAAAAGCAAAUUCUCCAGCAGCCUGUUUCGAUCAGUUUUUGGAGUUCCACAACCAAAUUGUGCAUGCAGUAGCUGAAAUGGUGUCCAUUCAAGCUGCAACAGCAACUAGUGAAAUUUCUCAAACUCCAAUCACAAGAAAGCACAAGGAAACUGCAUGCAAGAAACCCGAAGAAAAAGAAGAAGAAGAAGAACCCUCUAUCUUACAUGAACUCAUCCACAAUUCGAUGAAUCACCAACAACCCCGCUACUCAGAAUCAAAUGCAUCAUCCAAAAGACGAAAUGCCCUAUACAAAUCAAUCGCGGCCUUCCCUGAAAGAAGUGAUCAGAAAACAGUUCUAGGGAAACACCUGAGAUCAUCAAAACUGUUGGUUGAGGCAGUUACAUCAGAGAACGAUGAAAACAAGAAACCGGGUUCUUCUUCUUGCAGCCUAAGUAGUACAAUCAGGCUGGGAAAGCAGAUUGAGACUGAGGUGGGAAACUGGUUUAUGGAUUUUCUUGAGAAAGCUUUGGACACCGGUUUGAAGAAAUCGAAAGGGACAGUUGAAGCAGAUGCUCGGAAAGUUCCACAAUCGCUCAUAUUGAAGGUUAUUAAUUGGGUGGAAGUGGAACAGUGUGACUCUAGCAAGAGGCCAGUGCAUCCAAGAGCUGUACAGAUAGCGAGGAAGUUGAGGAUCAAGAUGAAGAAUCCUUGAAUUUGUUGAUGUGGGAGGAUCCGAUUAAGCUAGAUUUGAUUGAUUGUAUCAGAUUUUGUUUGAUCUGUUGUGAAAACUUGUGGCUUUCUUGUGGUGUUCUUUAAUUCUUUGGUGACUGUUGCAUUUGUCAUUACACAUCAUAUGCUUGUAUGAGAUUUUUAUCAAUUAAUUGAGGAUUUUCGAACUUUUCAAAA